AUGCGUCUGUUCAGUAGAAGAAAGAAGUCAAACACACCAGCUGUUCAAACACCAGAGUUAACUCCAUUAAAACUUGUGAAAUCUCUCUCUGGAACUUCGAAAGUUGGAUUCGGAAUGGUGUUCCCAUCAAGGUUGACGAGUUCUACCACACGACCCCACGUUGUGCCAGAGGUGAAAGAGGUGAUUGAGAGGAAGAUGAUCACGCUGAGGGUUUUGGUCGAUGAUUUCAAUCCCGGAAAGACCAGUAUGCCUUUUCUCGUAGAGGUGGACGGGGAUGGAGAUAUUGGGGAUCUGAGAAGGGCGAUAGUAGGACAUAUUGGAGAACACUCCAUGUCUUUGUUCAAGGUAUCAAUCCCUCUCGAUGCACAUUCACAAGCUAUCACCUAUGUAAAGAAAUAUAAUACUUCGGUUGAUCUUCUUACGGCGUUCCCUUCCUUUAAUCUGGACGAUCCGGCUCAGCUCGCCAUCAGUCGUGCAUUGGGUCGAUGGCAUGCCCCUGUCACAAUGUCAGAACCGGAGGUGGAUCCCAUUUUGAAGAUUAAUGAUUGGUUCUCUGAUUCUAGUGGGAAAGAUGUAAUAGAUGUGCUUGUUCGUAUUAUGCCUGGGUCAAGUGCCGAUAUCCCUCUUACCAUUCUGGCACAUUUCGCAUCUUCCGAUUCACCUCGCCAACGUACCUCUACUCCCACUCCUAAACCCACUCGUCGACCGCCGACAUGUCUCACCGUAUCUUCCAAGAGCACCAUCAACGAACUCAAACGUUGCGUCCUUCUCGCCGACGGCAGACCCGCUCUUCCUGAACUUGCAGAACAAAUCAUCCUGUGGCGAGUGGACAUGAGUGAAGAAGAAAUGAUUGUCAUUGAGGAUCGUGGAGGACUAAAAGAUGGACAAAUGCCAUGGCCUUAUCCUCCGACCGCUCCUGUCCCAAUAUCCCUUUCCGACCCUGAUCAAAGGAUUGACCAACACUUCUUGGAGGAACAUUCCAACGUUCGGAUGGUCAGUUUAUCAAUAUGGAUCCCACCUUCUAUAGCUUAUCAACUCUCCCGUCCAACUUCAAAUAACACGAUCGAAGUCCCGGUCUUCAGAUAUCCAAUGAACUUUGAAACUCCUUCAGUCUCCUUGUGUACCGAAAGUCGACCUUCCAUCACACCUGUGAGACCCAAGAGACAUCGACCUUCAACAGCACCAGCAUCCGUGGUACACCCUAUCACUUCUCGCUCCGCUUCUCUAUCUUCAGUCCCGAUCACACCUAUUACACCUAUUACACCCAAGGAGAGGAAAGGAGAAAGAAUCAGACAUUCGUCUUACGAUAUGAGACCAACUCUUCCUUCACCAUUAUCAGCUCCUAUCAUCCCAACAGCUGGAGGUUGGGUAGGAGGGAUGAGUCAUAAGAUGCAAAGGGUCGUCGUUGGCGGAUCAGACCAAGGAGUUACAAUCACUCAGUCAGACCAUCGACGUCACAUACGACAAUCUUCAAGUGGAACAAGUGAAGUGAAGAUUGGUAAAUCGUACGAAACACCAAAGACCAGAAUAAGAGAAUCAUUUUCAUCUCAAGUUGAUUCAGACAUCGAAUCGCCCCCAGAAUUGACAUUAUCCAAAUUAUCUUUUUCUAGUGAUAUUUCUGAAGACAUCCAGACUCCAUUGGCUGAGACAAAGGGGGAAUGGUUGUUCGGUUCCUCAGGAUCGAAUGUACGUAAAGAGAUGAUAAGAGGAAGUAUGAGUAUGAGGGGUAGAAGUGAAUCCUCGCCUUAUCGAUUUUAG
Messenger RNA from Tremella mesenterica DSM 1558, 1758 nucleotides. RefSeq lists its product as uncharacterized. NCBI's taxonomy places the organism in Eukaryota, Fungi, Basidiomycota, Tremellomycetes, Tremellales, Tremellaceae. The record is from RefSeq and is a predicted model, not a curated record. The transcript has 3 exons. The coding region runs from base 1 to 1758 and encodes 585 amino acids.